Setaria italica (foxtail millet) is the source of this 1601-nucleotide messenger RNA. Its product is annotated as S-norcoclaurine synthase 1. The record is from RefSeq and is a predicted model, not a curated record. Lineage: Eukaryota; Viridiplantae; Streptophyta; Magnoliopsida; Poales; Poaceae. The transcript is spliced from 4 exons. The coding region runs from base 391 to 1461 and encodes 356 amino acids.
AAAAUGUUUGACUCUCCAAGAAAGUUGGAAUGACUUAUAAUUUGGAACGGAGGGAGUAGAUAUUCAGUUUCUAACUUAAUAAUUUGAGUUUGUUAGGAGAGCUCGGCGCAGCUGUCUUAAAUAUGCCAGCGAUAAUGCCAUGGAGGAUCAGUAGACGUUAACCUUUCACCCUGUCUCUGAAUUUUUAAUUGUGAGAAUAAUUCAAUGAGAUGCUAUGUGAUUCUCUCCACUUUGAGUGGUUGACCAACACUCCUCGAAAUCUGUAUCUUAUUAUUAAUUGUCUUAGUCAUCAUUGUUAAUAUUUAAAUCCGAAAUACUUCGUGGCCUAAAUGCAAGAACUUCUAUAAAAAGGAGCUCCCCAAGGUACUCAAGAGCGAGAGGUAAUUAACAAUGGCUCAUGCAGAAGCCGGAGGAUCUAUACCAGUGCCAAAUGUGCAGGCCCUUGCACAAAAUUACAACAUUUCAGAGGAGCAGAUCCCUGAAAGGUACAUCAGGUUGGAAGAGACGGCCGAGAAGGUCAUUGGUGGUCAUGACAUCUUCUCUGAAAUUCCAAUUAUCGAUCUCAACAAGUUGCUGGAUCCGCAGUCAUCCAAAGAGGAGUGUGCCAAGCUUGGAUCUGCCUGUAAGCAGUGGGGCUUCUUUCAGCUCAUCAACCAUGGUAUACCAGAUGAAGUGAUCUCCAACUUCAGGAAUGACAUGAAUGAAUUCUUCAAGCAGCCACUGGAAGCAAAGAAGGUGUACUCAAUGGAACCGGGCAAUCUUGAAGGGUAUGGCCAGCACUUUGUUGUUUCCGAUAACCAGAAACUGGACUGGGCAGACAUGUUCUACCUCAUGCUCCGUCCGAGCGAUUCGAGGAACCUGAGGUUCUGGCCUCGCAACCCUCCAUCUUUCAGGGACUCCAUUGAUACGUACUCCUCUGAGGCAGCAAAGCUUGUGUCUUGCUUGCUGCGGUUUGUGGCCAUGGACAUGGGUGUUGAGCCGGAAUCUCUCCUGGAGAGAUUCAGAGGUCAGCCUCAAAGCAUGCGAAUGACAUACUAUCCCCCAUGCAAGCAGGCUGAAAAGGUGGUGGGAUUGUCGCCGCACACUGAUGGUACCGGCCUGACGCUGCUGCUCCAGGCAAAUGACGUGCAAGGGCUGCAGAUCCGAAAGGAUGGAAAGUGGGUCGCCAUAAACGCCCUGGAUGGAGCAUUCAUCGUCAAUGUCGGCGACAUACUUGAGAUUCUAAGUAAUGGAAGAUACAAAAGCAUUGAGCACAGGGCCGUGGUGCACCCAACUAGGGAGCGCAUGUCAGCGGCAGUGUUCCACCAGCCAUGCAAGUAUGCCACCGUCGGCCCUCUGCCGGAGCUUGUGAAGAAGGACGGUGAGGCGUUCUACAACUCAAUCGGUUACAUGGAUUUUAUCACACGAUUCUUCGCGGCAAAGCUUGAUGGGAGGGAUCACCUGGAGAGCUUGAAGAGUUGAUGGUUGUCUUGUCUAUGAAGCAAUGGAGAUGAAUAAUGCUUGUUGCAAGAUCAUGUACUGAAGUUUCUUUCCUGAAGUAUUCUCUCUGGUGUUUAUUGUUCUUUGUGCUAUUAAAAAUAAGAUGAAAAGAUUGCCGGUUA